AUGCAAUUGGAACUGUUAGAGUCCUUGUUUGACAAGACUUGCAAGACUAAAAAUUAUACUUAUACUUAUGGUACCGCGGGGUUUCGUGAUAAAGCUGCAGUCUUAGAUACUGUAAUGUUUACUACAGGGAUUAUUGCAUCCUUAAGAUCAAUGUCUCAUCAGGGAAAAGCUGUUGGUGUAAUGAUUACUGCAUCUCAUAAUCCACCGAUGGAUAACGGUGUUAAGAUUAUCGAGCCUGAUGGCUCGAUGCUUUCACAAUCCUGGGAAUCUUUAGCAACAAACUUAGCUAAUAUUACAGCAAAUGAAAAUUUUUUAAAAUCAAUUGAAUUUAUUAAAAAUUUAAUUAUUUCAUUGAAUAUAGAUUCAAAUAUAAUUCCAUCAAUUGUCGUGGGAAUGGAUUCUCGUGAAUCUUCUCCAAGAUUAAUGAAUUGCUUAUUAUCAACUUUAUCUCCAAUAUUUAAUGCAAAAAUUAUUAAUCAUAAUAUGCUAACUACACCACAAUUACAUUUCUUAACAGCUUAUCAAAAUGAAAAUUGUAAUAUUAUACCAGCUGAAAAAAUUACUGUUAAUCAAUAUGAUACUAAUUUUCAAACUGCUUUUAAUGAUUUAUUAAAAUUAUAUGAAAUUAAAAAUUUUAAUAAUUGUUUUAAUAAUCUUAUUGUCGAUUGUGCAAACGGAAUUGGUGCACCACAGUUUGAAAAUUUUAUUAAAGGUUUACCACAGUCAAAUUUAAUUAAAUUUAUUAACAAUAAUUAUAAACAUCCUGAUACUUUAAAUAAUUCAUGUGGUGCAGAUUUUGUUAAGACUCAACAAAAAUUACCAGCUGGUGUUAAUGAUGAUCCAUCUUUAUUAACCGAUUCAAACUUAUAUUGCUCAUUUGAUGGUGAUGCAGAUAGAAUUAUUUUUUAUUAUAUUGAUCAAACUAAUAAAUUCCAUUUAUUAGAUGGUGAUAAAAUUGCAACUUUAUUUGCUAAAUUUUUGAAAAAAUUAUUAUUAUUGGCAAAUUUAAAUGAUAUUAAAUUAGGGAUUGUUCAAACUGCUUACGCAAAUGGUAGUUCCACUACUUAUGUAAGUAAUACUUUAAAUGUUCCCGUUUCAUGUACUAAGACAGGUGUUAAGCAUCUUCAUCAUGAAGCUCAAACUGCUUAUGACAUUGGUAUUUACUUUGAAGCCAAUGGUCAUGGUACAAUUUUAUUUUCAAAUAAUUUUUAUUCAAAAGUUCAAUCAUGUCUUGAAAUUACUAAAGAUGAAUCAAUUACAAAAGCUUGUAAGACUCUUUUAGCAUUCUCAAAAGUAAUUAAUCAAACAGUUGGUGACGCAAUUGCUGAUUUACUUGGAGUCGUUGCAACUUUAUUGAUUUCUGAAAUGAAACCAUAUCAAUGGGAUCAACAAUAUACUGAUUUACCAAAUUUGUUAAGUAAAGUAAUUGUUCCAGAUAGAAAUGUAUUUAAGACAACAGAUCAAGAAAGAAAGUUGACAAGCCCACCAGGUUUACAAAACAAAAUGGAUACUUUGAUUAAUAAAAUUGAAAUGGGAAGAGCUUUUGUCAGAGCUUCAGGUACUGAAGAUGCUGUAAGAAUUUAUUGUGAAGGGAAAAAUGCAGAAGAUGUUAAAAAACUUUCAAAGGAUAUUGAGGCUUUGAUUAUGGCUGAAGUUAACUAA
Maudiozyma saulgeensis is the source of this 1662-nucleotide messenger RNA. Lineage: Eukaryota; Fungi; Ascomycota; Saccharomycetes; Saccharomycetales; Saccharomycetaceae. The record is from the annotation of a GenBank genome assembly.